Carcharodon carcharias (great white shark) is the source of this 813-nucleotide messenger RNA. RefSeq names its product mitochondrial ribosomal protein L55 (gene mrpl55). Lineage: Eukaryota; Metazoa; Chordata; Chondrichthyes; Lamniformes; Lamnidae. The record is from RefSeq and is a predicted model, not a curated record. The transcript is spliced from 3 exons. Gene Ontology annotation, cellular component: mitochondrial large ribosomal subunit. The coding region runs from base 23 to 412 and encodes 129 amino acids. Gene Ontology annotation, biological process: translation. Gene Ontology annotation, molecular function: structural constituent of ribosome.
GAACACUUCCGGGUUCCUGGAAAUGGCGUUGGGCUGGAGCGCGCGGCUUUGGCGGUUUGUUCCUUCUUUGCAGCUAAAUGUUUCUGAAAGAUUGCUUCCUGGUGUGUAUCCUGUGUCCAACAUGCCCAGGCGGAACAAUUCUAAUAGAACAUCAAUAGUUCGCUGUGGAAGGCAGGUCUAUGCAAGGCUGUAUCCUGUUUUGCUGGUUCGACCUGAUGGAUCCACGAUCAAUAUCCGAUACAAGGAGCCUAAAAAAAUGAUUACUAUGCCAGUCAAUGUUUCCCUUCUGCCGGAAGCUGAACGGAAAGCAAGAAUGCGCAAACGUGACCCCAAGAGAACUAGAAUGAAAGAGGUGCAAUUCGAAGAUGAAUUUAAAGUUGACAGUUAUAGCAAAUUCUGGAAAAAAAAAUAGUCUUCAGAAUUUUGGAAUUUAGAAACACAACCAUCACUGGACUGCUUGACUAGUGUUGACAUCAGUGGAACUUUGACCAGUGAGGUCACAAUAGUAUUACGUACACUGAGGUGGUUUUUAUUUAUUUGAUCUAAUCCAUCUAUAUUAUUAAAAUCAAGUUUGCGUUUCUACAGGCAAGUCACAGGGAAUAAAGCAACCAAUUACUGUAUUUAUUUUUAGUAUUGGCUUAAAUGCUAGGUGAAAAUGCUUUGAAUGUUAACUGAACUUCCCCCAUUAUAACCAUUCACAUGCAUUCUGUAUCUCCUAUUCCUGACUAUAUUUGUGUAGAUUUGACUUGCAUAUGAUUUGUUAAAUUGUGCAAAUUAUCAUGAAACUUGGCCACAGUAAACUGGAUUUGAGUA